Leucoraja erinaceus (little skate) is the source of this 2950-nucleotide messenger RNA. Its product is annotated as transcriptional regulator QRICH1-like. The coding region runs from base 171 to 2378 and encodes 735 amino acids. NCBI's taxonomy places the organism in Eukaryota, Metazoa, Chordata, Chondrichthyes, Rajiformes, Rajidae. The record is from RefSeq and is a predicted model, not a curated record. The transcript has 10 exons.
UUGCGGGAGAGUUGCGGGGCGGGCUGCGCUGAUUGGCGGCGGCAAGAUGGCGCCGUGUGAGGAUUAGAGCGGCGCAACACAAUAAGGUCCGGGCGGCUGCGGCGGGAGCGGGAGGCCCGGUGGGCAGCAGCAGCGCGACGGCGGCCCCAGGAAUACAGGUAACUGUAACCAUGAAUAACUCAUUGGAUAACGCUAUGUCAUUUGAGGAGUACAUUCGGUUGAAAGCACGCACUAUCCCCCAACACAGAAUGAAGGAGUUCUUGGAGUCAUUGGCUGCAAAGGGACCGGAGGCUUUGCAGGAGUUCCAGCAGACCACCAUGACAGUGUACCAGCAGGGCGGCAACUGCAUCUACACGGACAGCACCGAGGUGGCAGGUUCCUUGCUGGAGCUCGCCUGUCCCGUCACAUCCACUGUCCAGCAGCAGCAGGAGCACCAGAUUCAGCAGCAGGCUCAGCAGAUCCAGGUGCAGGUUCAGGUGCAGCAAUCUCCGCAGAACAUGUCGACACAGCUGUCUCCCCAGCUCCACCCAUCGCCCGACCAGAUUCAGGUGCAGGUGCAGCCGCAGCAACAGCAGUCCUCUCAGCAGAUGCAGAGCAUGCACAGUCCCAGCACGGCUCAGCAGCUGCAAGCGGCUCAGAUCUCGGUGCAGCACAUUCAGCCCUCGCAGCAGAUCCAGGCGUCAGAUAUCUCUGACGAACACAUCCAGCACCAGCAGAUCCAGGCCCAGCUCAUCUCCGGCCAGACGCAGCAGAUCCAGAUCCAGACCGUGGGCACCCUCUCUCCAUCUCAGCCUCAGGGCUCCCCUCGUGAGGGGGACCGGCGCUCCAGUACUUCGAACGUCCUCCAGCCCGUCAAGAAGCGCAAGGUGGACAUGCCAAUCACUGUUUCGUACACUAUCACCGGGCAGCCUGUGGCCACCGUGCUGGCCAUUCCACAGGGGCAGCAGCAAGGGUACGUGUCCCUGAGGCCCGACCUGCUGACAGUGGACAGCGCCCACCUGUAUACCACCACAGCUGGUACAAUCACAAGCCCCAGUGGGGAGACCUGGGCCAUCCCUGUGUACUCCACACAGCCUCGUACAGACAUGCAGCAGCAAACAGCCACGCACGUCGCCAUCCCUCAGGAGGCCUACAAUGUGGUCCACGUCAGCAGCUCGCCCACCGCUGUGGCAGCCGUGAAGCUGGAGGAGGACAAAGAUAAAAUGGUAACGUCUGUAAUGAAGAACUCUCACGAGGAGGUGGUUCACACGCUGGCCAACACCAUCUUCCCAGCACAGUUCAUGAAUGGCAACAUCCACAUCCCAGUGGCCGUGCAGGCAGUAGGAGGCUCGUACCAGGCACAGGCCCAGUCCGUGCAGCUGUGGGAUCCGCAGCAGCAGCAACAACAACUACAGGGCCAAGCAGUGCAGGUGACCGAAAUGGAGCCUCAGCCGAUGUCAGCUUCCGAGAUGCUUUUGCCAAACACCCUGAAACCAGAGGAAGGCCUUGGGGUCUGGAAAUGCUGGGCAGAGACCAAGAACGCCGAGUUUGACAAGGACUCUGAGAACAGGCCAGCCCCCAUUGGCCGCCGUCAGCCGCUGCGUUUCCAGGAGAAUCUCCUCUCAUCAGCGGUGGCAGAAUUGAACUACGGACUGUGUCUAAUGCUGAAGGAGGCUCGCACACCCGAGGGGGAAGCCUACAAUCCAGAUAUGCUCUACUACGUAUGUCUCUGCAUUCAAAAGUAUCUGUUUGAAAAUGGCCGAGUAGAUGAUAUAUUUUCAGAUAUCUACUAUACAAAGUUCACUGAGAGGCUACAGGAUGUAUUAAAGGACUGGCAGCCUCUGAUCAACUCUCUGGGUUACAUGAUCCCCAGUCACAUCACGGAGGAGAUGUUGUGGGAAUGCAAGCAGCUUGGAGCUCACUCACCUUCCACCCUCCUUACAACGCUCAUGUUCUUCAACACCAAGUACUUCCUAUUGAAAAGUGUGGAGCAACACAUGAAACUGGCAUUCACUAAAGUAGUCCGGCAAACAAAGAAGAACCCGGUGAAUCCCAAGGACAAAAGCACAAGCAUUCGUUACCUGAAAGCGCUGGGUCUGCAUCAAACCGGCCAGAAAGUUACAGAUGACAUGUAUGCAGAGCAGUCGGAAAACCCGGAGAAUCCUUUGCGCUGCCCCAUCAAACUCUACGACUUCUACCUCUUCAAAUGUCCCCAGAGUGUGAAGGGAAGGAACGACACCUUCUACCUGACGCCUGAGCCGGUGGUGGCUCCCAACAGCCCCAUCUGGUACUCCACCCAGCCCAUCAGCAAGGAGCACAUGGAGCAGAUGCUGACUCGGAUUCUGACAGUGCGAGAGAUCCAGGAAGCCUUUGCCAUGGCGGCUGCCAACCUGCACUAGAGCCUGGGCAGAGAGGCAGGAGCAGACGCACUACACGGACAGCAGGGCCUUCCUUCCCUGGUGUUUCACUGCGGAGGCCUGGGGAGAGUGUCGCCUGGUGUAUAUCUGGAUAAUUUAGCAUAAUCGGGUUGGCUCCCAGAUACAGGGAGUCUGGCAGUUGCCUUUCUCAAGUGGCAGAUUUGAUUUCAACUUUAUUUUUUGACGCGUGGCAGAUUUGAGCAGCUGGAAGCCCUGCUGGCUUUGGAGACUCGUGUCACAAACUCCGGCACCCACGGGGUGAACUCAUCAUGUCAUUGGUGUGAGACGGAUGUAUCAGUAAUCUUUCUGCCCGUUGCUGGCUUAACCUGACCUCCACUGAAGAGAAUUUAACCUGGAAGAGAGAAUGGAACGCUGAUGAAGGUUUAUAUAAUUAAAAGUUUUUCAAUACUUAAAACAAAAAUGAUGUUUUUUUAGACUGACUAGAACUGAAGACUUUUCACAUGCCGGCCACGUGCGAGGCUUUGACUCCAGGCAGAGAAAAAUUAUUGUAAUAUACUCGUAUACCAUUAUAAAGAGACCUUUGUUUUUCUGUA